Molecule: messenger RNA, 1986 nt
Organism: Suillus bovinus
Lineage: Eukaryota; Fungi; Basidiomycota; Agaricomycetes; Boletales; Suillaceae
Product: integral peroxisomal membrane peroxin-domain-containing protein
Exons: 3
Coding region: 226-1872 (548 amino acids)
Biological process (GO): peroxisome organization
Cellular component (GO): peroxisomal membrane
Source: RefSeq, a predicted model, not a curated record
UCCGAUCUACUUUUAGAUGCGACACUUUGCACGUCAAUAAGCAUGACCUGCCACAUGCUACCAGCCGAACGCCGGGCUACGUUUCAUUCUCUCGAGCGUCAGGCUUCAGCGCAGUUUUGUGGUUUACCGCUAUAAAGUAAACGCGCUUUCUCACUGAAAAGUAUAUUGGCCAUUGGCCCACAGCCGUCGUGUGAAUUAUAUCGCUAGCAAAUCACCUGCUAAUUGAUGUCCCCCAAAUCCAAAGACUUCAAUCUCAAGCCAAAGAUACUACAGGUGCCCCUGACGGCACCUGCGAGCUCAGCGGCUACUAUGAGCCCUGCCGUGCACUCACCUCUAACACUCAUCGAAUUUGUGACUACUGUUCCGACACCACUUGCUUCAGAGCUAGUUUCCCUUGCGCCAUAUAUUCAGGCCAUAAGGCAUUUCGCACAAAUUAUCAGCUGGGAGUCUUCAUGGGAGGAAAGCUGGCUUGCUCUUGCUACAUGGUGGGCCUUCUGCUUGCUCUCCGAACCGACCCUGAGGUUCUUCUUACCACUUGCAGUCACAUUUGUUCUCGCACUGAGACAUUGGACAUCAUCCAAUUACGCAUCUUCGGCGAUCUCACCGCCGGUAAUAACCGACAAUGCCCUUCACACUCUCAUAUCUGAUCUAACGACAAUUCGCGCCCUGCUUCCCUCAUCACCUCUUGUCGCAUCCCCCCUCCCUCCAACGUUUGUCGUUCUCCGAGUACUCGUAUUUAUCUAUCUGCCCUACCUUGCCCUCACAUCUUUCGUCGGUCUCCGUAUUUGCAUCGCAUCAUGUGGCACCCUGUUCAUGAUUCAUAGAGCGCACUGGGCUAGGCAUGCCCGAGCAUCCAUUACUCGCAGUGCACAUAUCCGAUGGGCAUUUUACUGGCUAUGUGCAUUUGUCUCUGGGGUGCCGCUCCGACCACCCGCAUCACCCUCUCCUUUGGAAGCUUCGAUUAAGAUACGUCCGGCAUCUGUAUUAGCGGAUGAUACACCCAAGCCUUCCGCUCCUCUCCGCUUUUUGUUUACAGUCUACGAGAAUCAGCGGUGGUGGAUGGGUCUUGAUUGGACAGCUGCGCUGCUUCCUAAUGAGCGCCCAUCAUGGUGUAGCUCCUCCCUUGUUCCAUUAUCCCCACCCUCAGUUUUUCCUCUUCCCUCCUCUACAACGGCAUACGUCGCUGUUGGCAAGAACGGUCGCGCAAAACGUGUAGCCCGCUGGACGUGGGAAGAACCUGAAUGGCGCGUUAUCGUACGCAAGGAAGGCCAGGAGGGCGUCUGGCGAGUGGAGAAGACACCUCCAAAGGAUAAAGAUGUACCUGAUGAAUCUACUGCAGCACGGAUGUUACGCGUCGCACGCGGCCGCGACAACCUGAAUGCAAGCUCCAGUGGUCCUCCCGAUUCACCCGAACGGAUUGAUGAACAACAUUCCAGCGAUCCGUUCCUCGAUUCCGCAUCUGAAGAUGAGGCUGUUACAGACCCUGAGGGUUGGCUUUACGGUGACAACAAAUGGGAGGGUGCGAGCUCGAAGGGCGGGAUGGGAAAAUACACGCGUUUUCGACGUUGGACUCGCAUUGCUGUGCUCACUGAGACUAUCGAGCUUGUGGGCCCAGGCGAGUUGGGCGUUGUGCGCGAUUCUAUGGAGACCAGCGGAUAUGGAACUGCCGCGAGCUCCAUUUUUGGCAGCACUGGUACCCCGUCUAUAAGUGCUAACUCGCCGACGUUGAGCUCAUUUUCAGAAUUAGAAAUGCAGAGUGCGAUGACAGCGCCAGAGUCGCAGAAGGAUGUGAAAGACGGAAAGGAUGGAAGUAGCACGAGGAAUAUGCUGAGACAGCGACUGAAGGCUGUUGUGGAAGGAACGACAAAUUGAUGAUAAUGACCUUUGUAAUAUUUUUGUUUUCGUAGGGAGUGUAAUUAACGAUCAGGCUCGGAAAUCAGAUCAACGGUUAUGACUUUACAUUGCAAACUUCAUUGAUGAUCGAUG